AUGCCCACAACCCGGCGUAACUUCGCUGUCGGUCGCGACGCCACCACCCGUGGCCCCUCCGGCCCCGUCACCUUCUUGCGGCGCCUCACGGCGCCACCAACCUAUCUCCUUUGGCCUGUCCGCCAGCAGCACGUUAUGGCCCUCGAGUUGGAGAUUGUCCGGCUGGCCAUAGAGGCACAACACGCGCUGAUAUAUGACCCUUCGAUUAUCUGGGCGAUGCUUGUGCUCCGGGACUUUGUCGAGGCGAGAUCCGCUGGUGUCAUCGGGGCCUGGCGCGAGAUGUGGGAGGAGCUGAGGCGCAGCUGCGUCAGCUGGGCUCCUGUUCAGAGCGAGGUUGAUUAA
Molecule: messenger RNA, 342 nt
Organism: Emericellopsis cladophorae
Lineage: Eukaryota; Fungi; Ascomycota; Sordariomycetes; Hypocreales; Bionectriaceae
Exons: 1
Coding region: 1-342 (113 amino acids)
Source: RefSeq, a predicted model, not a curated record